Anopheles maculipalpis is the source of this 1046-nucleotide messenger RNA. Its product is annotated as zwei Ig domain protein zig-8-like. The record is from RefSeq and is a predicted model, not a curated record. Lineage: Eukaryota; Metazoa; Arthropoda; Insecta; Diptera; Culicidae. The coding region runs from base 89 to 1033 and encodes 314 amino acids. Gene Ontology annotation, cellular component: neuron projection membrane. The transcript has 9 exons. Gene Ontology annotation, biological process: synapse organization.
UUCACCUUUAUGAAGCCAAACAGGUUCAGUCUUCUAUGAAUUGUGACACGUCGGUACAGCGCACCGUAGCACGAAGGCCGCACGGAACAUGUCCACUCUGAAGGAACGCAACAAAAUGUGCCAUUCUAAUUUAAUAUUCAUCGUGCUCUUCAUUUGUACUGAUUAUGUAACGGGCGAUAUCAGUACAUCCUUAGCCUUAAGUAAGUUGAACUCUGGUGCAACAUUUUUCGCUGGACCAUACCUAGACGGGAGCGGCGUUAGCAAUGUAACUACACAAAUCGGAACACAUGCAUAUCUGCCGUGCAAGGUGAAACAGCUAGGGAACAAAUCUGUUUCGUGGGUACGAGUGAGAGAUGAUCAUAUCCUCACAGUGGACAGAAUGACAUUUAUAGCCGACGAGCGCUUUCAAUCAUUCUACGUGGAGAGCAGCGGCGUAUGGACGCUGCAGAUCAAAUACGUGCAGGCCCGUGACGCUGGCAUUUACGAGUGUCAGGUGUCGACGGAACCGAAAAUCAGCGCCCGAGUACAUCUGCAUGUCGUUGUGCCAAGAACCGAGCUUAUAGGUGACUCCGAUCGCUACGUCAAGGCUGGCAGUGCCGUCAUUUUGCGAUGUGUGGUCCGGGGUGCCCUCGAGCCACCUUCCUACAUCAUCUGGUACCACGGUACGCAGCAGAUCUUUACCGAGAGCCGGCGUGGCUGGAAGACACAGCUGGAUCGUGGUGCACCGGAUCUGGACGGGGAUAUCCACAGUACGAUUGGCUCGCUGAUAAUAGAAUCGACGAGAAAGAAGGACUCCGGAAAUUACUCCUGCAGCCCAUCCAACAGUCCACCGAUCACUGUCUCACUGCACGUUAUCAACGGAGAAUCGUCUGCAUCCGCUGUCACGUCAUCGGCAAGAUCGCUGUUUGAUGACAGCAUAUCGAUGUUCAAACAGCGCAAUCUGCAGAUUCUACACCGGCAUAGGUCAUUUGUUAUGCUACUUGUAUUGGUUAUCUAUGCUCAGCUAAGCUGUCAUGUGAACUAUAGUCUCUAAGUAAAAAUCCUAG